This is a messenger RNA of Caenorhabditis auriculariae, 12795 nucleotides long. The record is from the annotation of a GenBank genome assembly. NCBI's taxonomy places the organism in Eukaryota, Metazoa, Nematoda, Chromadorea, Rhabditida, Rhabditidae.
AUGUUGAUGGCGUGGCGUGACCGUGGCGCCGACGAGGAACCUCUGCCGUCGACGUCUUCAGCGACGACGACGUCCCGCCCCAGAAGAUCCGCGCCGAUGACGUCGUCGGCGACGUCUCCCGACGCCCUCACGGCCCUCUACGUCACGACGACGCCCCUCACCCGACGCUACACCUGCGUCGUCCCGCCGAUGACGUCCAUCCUCGAAUCCGCGGCUUCUGAAGACGUCAGAAGGCCCAGGGCUUCCACGACGACGACGACGUCUUCUUCGCCCUCCGCCACAACGUCGCCCGCCCGCACGAACCUGUCGCCGUAUUUCAAGCGGACUAUCAGUUUUCGAAUGGUGUGCACUUGGAUUUGGUUCAUUUUGGUGUGACGCCAGGGUGGUCGCAUUUGGAAUGACUGUCACGAAAAAAAUCCCCUUGAAAGUGCAAUUUUCCAAGUAGCAUUUGGAAUGGAUUAUUUUUGGCUAGCUUUUCUGAAUGUCACUUUCAAGUAACGCCAAUGUGAGAAAAUUGUUUUAGUAGUUUUUUUUUUACCUGGAAUGGAUGUUUUCUGUGAUCGUUAUGGUUCUGUUUUUGAGAAAUUAUUUUUGAGUGUUUUUGAUUGCUUUCAACGUGAUGCUCUGACGAAGAAUUUCGGGUAGAAAAUCAAGUUUCGAAAUUGAUUUUUCAAUCUGUAAAUUUGGAGUAGUGUAGGAAGGAAAAUAUUUGAUAAAAGGAAAAAAAAAAAGCUGAUAGAAAUGGUCCUUAAGGUCACUGGAGUGGCCACUUGAUGACCCAGAAUCGUUAGCGCUUGCUUGAACUUUUUUUUUCAAGCCUAAUUAGUGAAAUUUAACGAGAGAUUAGACGGUCUGAAGAGACGGAAGCGAUAGAAAGAUAUCUUUUUUUCUCUGCCGUCUCUUCAGAAACGGCGAAUUAUAGUUUUCUCAGGCUAUUUCUUCAGAAAAUACCUCGAAAAAUUGGAAAAUACAGUUCGAAAGACCAAGCCAACAAAUCUCCAUUUCAGGCCGUCGAUGAUCCACCAGAGCCCGUCGAUGCCGCCGUCGAUGAUCGCGGCGAUGGGCGAGCUGACGGUGAAGGAGCCCCAGCGGUCCUCCUCCCAGCACAUGUCCCGCUCGGCGACAACUAACCCCAACGCCCAGCAGACGACCUCCAACAACGUCUCCGCCGCCAGCAACACCGCCUCACCAACCUCGCACCACCAACCUCACCCUCAUCAUCAUCCGACUUCCAAUCAGGUUCGGACUUGUCGGGUUUCCGGGUGGUGAGAGCGAGAGAGCCGGAGUUUGGAUUAUUGAAUCAACAGAUUUUACUUAAAGACAGUGACUAGCUCCCUGAGACGUUGAUUUCAUUUUCGUUCCUGAAAAGUCAUUUUGGUUAAUCUCACGAUUUCAUAUAUCAAAGCGCAGAAGUCGUUUCACGGUCGGUUCAUGGAAUCCUUGGAGCUUAACUGAUUUGAAAUUAUCUAUUUUGUGAAAACUGAGAUUUCAGUCAUUUUUUGAUCGAAAUUAUCGGUUUUUGCUCUUUUUUUGUGUACAGAAACUUGCUCCGGCAAAAAAAAAAGUCCGAGAAAUCCGAGAGCCACCGAUUUCCGAUAACAAAGCGCGAAAGUCGUUUUUAGUCGGUUCAUGGGAGCUUGACUGAUUUAACUUCUGACAAAAAUUUUCAAUUUUUGCUUAGUUGUGUGCACAGAAACGCUGUGACAAAGUCAAAAGAAUAAAAAAAUUCGAAAAAUUCAUUUUAAAAACCUACGAUUUCCGAUACCAAAGCGCGAAAGUCGUUUUUGGUCGGUACAUAAAAACGGAGAUUUCAGUCAUUUUUGACCGAAAUUAUCAAUUUUUGCUCAUUUUCGGCAAAAAAAAAAUCCGAGAGCUUUGAAACCACCGAUUUCCGAUACCAAUGCGCGAAAGUCGUUUUUGGUCGGUACAUAAAAACUGAGAUUUCAGUCAUUUUUUGACCAAAAUCAUCAAUUUUUGCUGACUUAAGUGCACAGAAACGCUGUGGCAAAGUCAAAAGAAUAAAAAUUCCAAAAAUUCAUUUUGAAAACCUACGAUUUCCGAUGCCAGAGCGCGAAAGUCGUUUUUGGUCGGUACAUAAAACCGCUCCGCAGCCGCGAAGCGUUCAACCAUUCCCAUCGCGACCAAAAUUAUCUAUUUGUUCUAGAAAAUGCCUUUUUUCGACAGAAUAUCGACUCAAAAAAAUAUUUUUAUUAAUUUACUGUGAAAAAAAUUCAGUUCCGGCUCUCUUGGUAAAUAUUUCGAAUCAACAUUUUCAAAAAUAAAAGGAAAACGAGAUGUUUUUCCCAUUUUAGUACAUAAAAAAGGCGGGUUUCCGUGGCAAAACCUUCGUUAGCGUAGUGAGUUUUUCUUCGAAAUGAUCCGAUUAUCAGUGAUUUUGGUGAUUAGUCCGCGAUAUCUCGAAAAUUUUGCAAAAACUCCUAUUUCUUUCUGUUCCGACAAAGCAAAAUUCAAAAACGUGAGAGAGUGUGGUGAAUUUGGAGGGAUCCAGACGGACAGAGUGUCUGAUUCUCUCCACUUUCCACAUGCUCUUUCAAUUUCCUCCAUUUUUGACUUUUUUUCGCGAAAAAAAUGAAAUAAUUCUCCACGCUUACUGUUGAAAUUGUGCGUACGAAUGUCUCUGUGCCGGAUUUGCUUGGAAGAAUGCCAAAAAAAUCCUUUUUUUUCGUCAAAUUAACAUAUUUUUUGCAACCUUUAAGUUCUCUAAUUUAUUUUUUCGCUUUUCACCUAUGUUUCCUUUACGAGACGUUUCUUUUUUCUUGUCUCUUGUCGAGUUUUUAAGAAAAAAACAUUAAGAUUAGGAAAAAAAUCAUGAAUAUUUUGCUUGGAAUAGUGGUUUUUUUAGCCUGCUCUUUUUGUCGUCGUUUUUUUUCUUUUUAUCGGCUAUUUUUUCGAAAUGUCUGUUCGUAGCUUGUAUUCUUCGAUGCAAUAUAAGAAACAUGUGCAGUAGAAAACAAGAAAAUUUUUUUUGAAAGAAAAAAUUUUUGAUUUUUUCUCGAUUUUUUGCCUUGUAGGUUUUUGAAAAUCGUUCAAAAAAUCAAAAAAAAAAUCUUUUUGUUAGCUACUGUACUUAGGGGAGAGUAUUGUGCAAAGUUCUACAAAAAAAUUUUCGGAAAAAAAUAAUAUUAUUGAUUUUUUUAAUAUGCAAACUAGACACUACGAGACAAAAAAGUGUAAUUUCAAAUUUUAAAAAUUAUUUAAUAUUAUUAUUCAAAUAUAGAAACAGGUCUUUAAUCAAGUUUUUGUGAAAUUUUGCACAUUUUGAUGUAUUCUGGGAUGUUCAAAGGCGCAGAAGUCUUUUUGACCUUUUAUAUGCUCCUUUAAACAGCCUGGAAAGGAAUUUCGAACAAUUUAUAUAGUCCAUUCACCGCGACUUGAUAGUGUCUGCGUCUCUCUGUUCCCUCACCGGCGAGGUCAGAGAAACUUGGAAAUAUCAUGGGAGAUGGAGAGGGCGCAGAGAAAAGACGCUCCUCACCAUCAAUGUCAGAGAAAUUUAAAAAGAACACGUCAAAAUGAGAGACGCAGAGAACUGUCAAGUCGACGACAAUGCACUUGGAUCUAUCUGACACACAGACACACACUCGAGACCUUUGUAUAGACGUUUUUGCCCAUUUUGCAGCAAUAUCCGACCGCGACGCAACCGCACCUCAGCCACAACGCCUCGUUCACCGUGACGCCCUCGACCCACCCCUACCAGCCGGCGGGCAGUACGGCCCAUCCCGCGGGAGUCCCGCCCUCCUCCCAGGCCUUCCCUCGCAACACCCGCAACCGACAGACCUUCCAUGGCAAGACCGAGAAGGACAAGGUAGCCCAAAUCGAUUCGAAAACUUCUUUCGUUACUUGUUUCUGCUACUUUGUUCGCUUCUUCUGUCUGCUUCUUCUUUUUUUUUAAUUCUGAGCUUUUAGACUAGGUUUUUAGAGGCUGAACUAUGAAUGAACCGCGAAAAGAAUAAGCUUUCAUCAUGAUUUAUUUUUAUGAUUUUUGGCUGAAUUUUGAACGAUUUCUGAUUUCUUCACCUGCUUUUUACAAAGAUCUCGGACCUUUUUGUCAAAUUUUGAGCUUUCUGCAUUUUUUUUUCAAGGUCUUUUUGACUAAAUAACGAAAUUUUUAUUGCGAAGCGCCUUCAAAAAAAAAAUUGAAAUACGAUUCCGAGUGCAAGUGCGCUCCAUAGACAAAAUGCACAUUUUUUUGCGAUUUUCAGAGGCUUUGAUCUCGAAAAAAGAGUUUAAACUAGGAAAAUGAUUGAAAUUCAAAAUAUGGGCCUUUUUUCGUAAUUCUGUCAAAUUUUUUUUCAAAAAAUUAGCGCAUUUUCAAAAUUUUAAGAGUUUUUAGUUGUUAACGAAGCUCUUUUUCAAUUUUAGGAUCGUUUCAAAUCAUAUACAAAGACAGAAGAAGUGAACGAAACCUUUCAAAAAAACCUCGUGUAACCUUUUAGUGUGGUUUUGAUGGUGUUUCUAAUGUGAAAAAUGGAUUUUUAUUAAAAUCAAACAGAAUAUUUUCAUUAUUUAAAGUUUCUGAAAAAAAUCAUUCUUUGAAAAAUUGAAAAACUUUGUUUCGUCCAAUUUUUGAACCCGUUUUUUGGAAAAUAACCAUUUUUUGAUGUGAUCCCUAAUGUAUACCUAAUCAUUAGAUUUCUUUUUCGAAUAUUUUUCAGAGAGGCCAAUUUUUCUUCUGCUUGAGAAUGCCGUUUCGUAAAAUAUUUAGAAGAGUUUCGAAUUUUUUUACCCUUAAUGUGUUGUACGUUUGAAUUAUUUGAAAAAAAGGAAAUGGCUCACUUUCCUAUUGUACGGGGUGUGAAAAAGCGCAAGUAGUUUUUGGUCGGAUGCGUGGAAAAAAGCCUUCAAAAUGAGGAAAUAUAUCAAUUUUACAUAGCUUUUGAGCCAAUUUUCACGAUUAUUUCGGAAUUUGUCAAUUAUUUGAAUAAAACGAGACUUGUGAAGCUGUUUCUUGAGCUUUUUGAAACGUAAAAAAUGAAAUUUUCUCAGAAAUCAGAUUGAUAAUAAUCUCAAUCAAUCUAUUGAUUGAUUUUCAAGGCGAAGAGGAUUAAAAUUGAGAGAAAUCGAUUUUUUUUUAAUGGUUUGAUGCGCAAUAGGGCGCAAGUAGUUUCUAGUCGGUUGCAUUGAACUUUUAGACUUUUAAGGAUUAUUUGAGGAUCAUUCGGUCAAACCGCGGUUUUUGGAGCUGUUUUUUAAGCUUUUGAGUCGUGAAAAAUGAAUUUUUCUCUGUCAUCUCAAUCAGUUUCCGCUGCAGAGUGGAAUAGAGCGCAAGUAGUUUCUAAAGGGUCGCGCUACCUUUUUAGUCUUCGAUUCGAUGAAUAUUUAAUCAAACAGCGACUUUUGCACAAGUUUUUUGAGCUUUUUGAGUCAUAAAAAAAUGAAUUUUUCCUUGAGACCAAAGGGAUAAUCAUACUAAUUUUUUUGAAAAAAAAUUGACAAUUUUCCUGUUUCGGCGAGAGAAAAGAGGGCGCAGACAGGUCAGAAAGUUCGCAAAACCUGGCAGAUAGGUGACAAAAUCAGUUAGGUACAUAUAACAUCGAAAUUUAUUACUAAAAAGGUUAAUUAUCCAACUAAUAUAGGGGAAAAAUAAUAUGUUUUUAAUGAUAUAAUUUUUUGGAUUUUUUUAUCAAAUCAUUAGAGUUGAAAUUCGUCUUUGAAAAAGCGCUCAAGUUUCUGUUGAAUCUUUAAAAAACUGAAAAAAGAAACCCUGAACCCAAGCCCAUAAACUCAGUGAAAAUAAACAUAAACGUGGCAUUUUUCUUCAAAAAAUCAACUUUUUCAAGCUGGCAAUGAAAAAUGAAAAAUUCGUUUCUUUUUUCAAAAUAGACCUAAAAAGCUAUUUUCAGGGCGGCGAAGAUUCGGACGAAGAGCAGGAACCCCAGCCGAACGUCUCGAUCGGCGCCGGGACCAACUCGAAAGGCAUCUGGAGCAAGCUCGGAAAGCUCACCCGACGGUUAGUCCCCGUCUCUUAUCUCAGCUCCACGCAUUGACAAAGCAAUCAAUUAACUAAUUAAUUACCUCCAAUUAUUCCAUGUACAAUGCACAGGUGUUCCAUUUUUUUCGUUCCCAUUUAACCAACAAUAAUCAGUUUAACACCCGUAACCCUUGGGAAUUCAGCUUUUGACACGUUUUUUUUCACCUCGGUCCAGGUUUUGAAAGUUUUAGGCUUGAAGUUCAUUUUAAAAUUUUUUCAGGCUUGAAAUUUUUCGAAAAAAUGUGGAUCAUAAGCCGAAAAAUGGCCGUUUUUCGGUCUGAAUAUGUUUUAGCUUUUAUUUUUUUUCUUCACCCAGAAAAUUGAUCAAAUUGUCGAGUUUUAAGGCUUGAAAUCCAUUGAAAAAUUGCGAUUAAUGAAGGUUUUUAGGUCUAUUUUGGAAAAAGAAACGAUUUUUUCAUUUUUCGAUUGCUCUUUAACCUUGAAAAAGUUGAUUUUUUGAAGAAAAAUGCCCCGUUUAUGUUUAUUUUCACUGAGUUUGUGGGUUUGGGUUCAGUUUUUCAAAGAUUCAAUAGAAAUUUGAGCGCUUUUUUUCAAAAACGAAUUUCAACUCUAGUGAUUUGAAAAAAAUAAACCAUUAUAUCAUUUAAAUAGAACAUUUUUUUCCCUAUAUUAGUGGGAUAAUUAACCUUUUAAUAGUCAUAUUCAACGUUUUAUGUACCUAACUGAUUGUAUCACUUAUUCCCCACGUUUUGCGAACGGUCUGACCUGUCUGCGCUCUCUUGUCUCUCACCGAAACAUAAAAAUAGCGCGUGAACAUGAGAGGGUGCCUGUUGAGAGAUAAGGAGAGCGCAGAGAAGUUAGAAUGAUCCAAAACUUGCCGGAUUUGAUUCAGUUUAACAAGGAAAGGGUGACUUUUUUCGUACCCAACUAGUCGGAAUUUGCUUUUUUAUUGGUUUCGAAACGGAUUUUUUUCGUUUUUAUGCUUGAUGUGUGCUUGUUUUGAAGCUUGAUCUGUUUUGUUUUUUUUUUUUUCGUGUUUUUCCGUUUUUCCGUUUUUUGCUACUUAUAUUCGAAUGGACCCCUCCCGAGUGCCUUUUUUUUCUCACUUUUUUCGAAACUUCUACUCAUUUUUCAGUUUACUCACCAACCAACCAACACAAACGAGAAAAUGUACAUUUUUCUAGAGAAAUUGUUCCUUUUUUCUGCAGAGUCAAUAUAUAUAAAUAGUUGAGAAUUUGCAUGGUCUUGGGUUGAUUUUGAGUGGAAAAUUGGUUUUUCUCGCGUUUUGAUGGCUUUUUGAAGGUAUGAGGACUGAAAAAAUGGAAAUUUUGAAGAGAAUAGGUGUAUGCGCCUUUAAUAAGACGUAAUAGUUGCUAUGCGCCUUUAAUAAGGUUUCAUAAUGUGCCUUUAAAAAUUGGCUAGAAAUUUUUUGGAUCCCAAGAAAAGAGGGUCUCCUGAUUCUAAAAAAUUUUCAAAUGACUUAUGCGCCUUUAAUAAGGAUUCGUUAUGUGCCUUUAAAUGUUGCCAGAAAGUUUAGGAACCUACAGUAAGAUUGUAAGAUGUUUUCGAAAAUUUGAUAAGGUUUUAGGUGACUUAUGUACCUUUAAAGUAUGAUAAGAUCAAAACGACAUUUUUCCGUGUCCCUGUCCCUUCAAAUCCCAUCUAAACGCGAUUUUUAACUCUAACAAAAGUCGACACGAACACACUAAAAACGAACUGCAUGGUCGAUCUCCCCGCCAGGCUUGCUCAAUCAGCUCCAAUUUCUCCUCCGACUCCAACUUCAGCUUCAUCUUCAGUUAACGCUGAUUGCACGUUAAUCUUCUCCUUUUUCUCAAAACUAAAGAUAACUUCUAGAGAGGAAAGCGAUGUCGCGGAUGGUACAAAGACGAUAUCGCGAAUGGACCGCUUUUUCGCCUUGCAAUUGUAAAAAGGGCGCGAUAUCGCACAGAGGAGAACGCGAUAUCGCGUCCAAAAAACUACGUGGCGCGUUAUCGCACAGAGGAAAGCGCGAUAUCGCGUCCAAGAAACUAAGUGGCGCGUUAUCGCAAAGAGGAAAACGCGAUAUCGCGUCCAAGAAACUACAUGGCCAACGCGGCACUUUUGCGAUAUCGCCAAUGUACCGCAAGCAACAUCGCGUUUAUCUCAGCAAUUAUCCUUAGUUCAUUCCUUGUGGAAUGAGUUCGACCGUGAUGACUUUGUGGGUGCCCGAAAAUUGGUUUUUGAAAAAAUGUAUUCUACCGAUAGAUAGUCCAUUCGACAUGAAUGAAAACUGUCUGCUAUUUCUUUUUUUCUCGCCUGCAAAGACUACGGAAAUAGUACGUGAAUACGAGAGAGGGUCGGCGAGAGAAAGAGAGAGCGCAGAGAAAUAAGAAAUCUUCAAGUUGUGGCGAUUAGACUACAGCCAACUUUUCUCGGGUACCCAUCCAUCAAUCACCAUCUUUCUCUAAACUCUCUCGUUUCUUCUUGCUCUUUUCGGCAUGAUGCAGGAUUGCAGCAGCAGCACUGCGUCGCCGUCAGUCGCAGCCGCGACCGUCGCGUCAUCUGGAGCGUCUUCGUCCUCGCGGCGUCCGAUUCUGCAUCAUUCGGCCUCGCUGACCGCCAGGUCGAGUAUAUGACAAAUCGGGCCGAAAAAAAGAUGAUAUGCGAAAAAAUAGCCGCCCCAAAUCGAAAAAUAAGCCAAAAAAAAAAAUAGGCGCGGAAAGUGUGCUCUAAGGCUAACUCUGAUAAGUUGAUAUCAUUGAUUUGCGAAGAAUAAUGGCGAUUUCGUCGAAUUUUGAAAAUUUAUAACAUAUUUUGAGCCUUUUUUCGUUUAAUUUUUAUCUGGGAUGCUUUUUGGGGAUUUUAGCCAUGGAGCGCACAAGUUCCAACUUUUCGUGGCUGUUUUUUCCUAGUUUUUCGUAGUUUUGUGUUCAAGACUUCCUGUUUUGAAAUAAUUUUCGUGUUUAAUCGGAAAUUUCCCUUUUUUAGCACCGAAAAAAUAUUUCGUGUUCAAUUUUUGAAAAGUAUGAGAAUCGGCAGAAUUUUCAGCGGCUUUUUUUUCUCAUCUACUCUUUUUUUUCACAGCCUUUUUUGUCAUAUACUCGCCAGGUUUCUUUCUAUCGUAUUGUGCAAGUGGUUGAGAUGAAAAUGGUUGUUUUUUGAGCAAGUUGGUGUGGAGAUUUCAAAAAAAAAAGUUCUAGAAAAGAGGAUGGUUGAUUGAUUUUUGUGCACGUGGAAAGAGCAUGUUCGGAUCGGUUUUUCUUGAAUUUUUUGUUUUGUUUUUCUUUUUCAGAAUGUUCCAUUUCGCAUGAUUUUUGUGUCGUUUUUUGUUCGUUUCAUUGUUUUUUAUGGGUCUGAACGGAUCUGAAUAUUGUCAUUGGAGCGGACUUUCUCAAGUUUUUUUGAAGGCGAUUUGUGGAAAAAAAUUUUUCAUAUAUAAAAAUGCAGCUUUUUUUGAUCAUUUUUUUCUAGUCGAAAAUGAGCUACAGAAAGCUGAAAAUCGGAAAAAUUUUUAUUUAUCGAAUCUUUUUUUGCUCAAAUUGAAGAUUAACUUCAAAAAAAGAAGUUGGAAUCAAUUUUUUUAAUCAAAAUUUUUCAGCAUUCUGAACCUUUUUUUGAUAUAAAAAAAGUUCAAAACCAUAUUUUAUGGUUAAAUUUCUUGAUAAAAUGUUCCUCACGAGCUUUUUUUGCGUUCUCAUAUUUUCUUAUUUUAUCUCAAAUCAAAGAGCUCCUUUUUAACGAUUCCAAGUGAUAAUUUCGAAUUAUUUCAGACCUCUGCAUCCCAUUUUAUCAGCACUAAAUUGCAUUCUUCCUUUUCUUUUUGACAUUUUUUUCGUUCUCCUAUUUUUUCACUGGUAGUUUAGCCCAUCCGUCGCCGCGCCCGGAUCUCAUCAUCACCAUCAUCAGCAAUAUCCGGUGACGUCAUCGACCCAUCAGAAUCAUCCGGGACUGCCGCCGAUGUACGCCAAGCGACAGAUUUCGUGUGUUCUUUCGUUCUUCUCUCCGUUCUUUUUCCUGUCCUUUUCCGUUCUGUGCUGUUCCUUGGGUCGAUUUGAGUUGUUUCGAAGAGUUUUUGUGUGAAAAUCCAGAGAAAAUAGAUCAGUUUUGGACGCAUUUAGAAUGGGUUAGAGGGACGAGCGUAAGUCGUUUCAUGGUCGGGCGCACUUUUUUAUCAACCUCUAAGUAGCCGUGAUGCGUUCCUAUGACAAAAGUUACAAUGGAGUUGAAAAAAUUGGCGAAUUUUAACCUUUGGUCGUAAGUCGUUCCAUGGUCGGGCGCACUUUCAUAAAAAGCUCAAAAAUAUUUGGAAAAAAGACAAGAAACAAAUUUUUUUUGAAAUUUACUGUUGUACCUCGAUUAUGGAUUUUUUUCAAUGCCUUAAAAAUAAAUAUUUUCUGAAACAGUAAUAUGAAUUUGAGCUCUCCAUUAAAUUGCUUCAUUCGUGAGACGGUCUGACCGGUCUGCGCUCUCUUUUCCCUCGCCAAACUUGGAAACAGCAUAGGAAUAUGAGAGAGACCGAGAGAAGACAGAAAAAGCGUGUUUUUUUGUUUCAAGUGGCACUCAAAUCGACCCAAAAGCUUCAUUUCUUUUCAUUUUUUGAUUUUUUUUUUUUGAGUUUUUUUCAUAAAUUUUUGCAUGGUGUGGUGAGAGCACCAGAUUGAUUUUAUUUUUUGUUGCACCUUCUUUUUUCAUUCAUCUGUUAUUUUCUUGUACUUGUGGGGUCUGAACGUGCUCUUUUUCAAUCUUUUUUUAUUAUUUUUUUCAAAAAAAGUCUAACUGGAAUCGUGUUGUGGUUGUGUUGUUAGGAGUAGGAAAAGAUGAUUUUUUUUAUAUGUAAGUUUAAAAAAAGUCUCAAGACACUAAUUGAGGCUCAAAUCUCGGGAUUUUUGAAGUUCUGAACGUUUUUUGUAGCUAUUUUUCAGAAUUAUGACAAUUUUCAAACUCUCUAUGCUCUUCAAACAUAGGAAAUGAGGUCGUAAUAGGUUUUUUAGACUUGAAAAAAAAAUUUUCCAGAUUUUUAGUUUUCUGGCCAUUUUUUAAGAUUUAUAAAAAAAAAUUUAAAAGAUUGUUAUGGAAUAUUUAAAGGCGCAGAGACGAAAUUCUUCAAAAGGUAUUAAAGCAAGAAAAAGGAAAAUAUAAACUCAUGACCUCUCUUGACCUUGUUACACGUGGUCUGAACACAACACAACUAUACAAGCUUCAUUUUUCAUUCCUCUUGCAAUUAUCUCAGUUUUUAGAUUUCUUUUGUCACCCUCAACAAGUGAAUCCAUGUUCAGAGACCACAACCGGGAGAGCAUGACGCAGCCGAGCAGCGGAGGUCGUGCGGGAACCAUCGGCGCGGCGCAAGGAACGCAGACGGCCGCCGCCCUGGCCGCCAUCCGCGAAGGCCAGGGACAUCCGAACGUGGCCCCGACAAGCCCGCCGCCCGUCCACGGCCCCGUAGCCCCCGAAGACGUCAAGCCGAGGUCGCUCCGCUUCACCUGGAGCAUGAAGACGACGUCGAGCCUCGCUCCCGAGGACAUGAUGAGGUGAGGGUUUUCCCAGGACAUAGUGUACUCAUCCUUAGCCUUAGACAUAGUAAAAUUACUAUUGAAAGAAGCUAAGAAUUGUUCUUGAGUUUUUAAGUAACCUAUAGGAUAGGAAUGCGGUUUGAAGGUGAGUCAAUAAGGGAAAUACAAGAAACGGGAGUUAAAGAGGAGUUAGUGAAAUCAGGAAGGAAUCGGGCGAAAAUCGGGAGAUCUUUGACCCAUAGAGAUUCAGUGGAAACGUUAACAUCUACUUCGCUGUGGAAAACUCUAGUGACCACUUAAGAGAUCCCUUGGGGACGUUUUGAAGAAGACUCUUAAGUGACCACUGAAACCACUUUUUUAGAAGUCACCACUUUGCGUCUGAGUGGCCACUAUAGUAGUUUUAGUGGUCUAAUACCACUCAAGCUUCUAAAAGAGGCCGAUAAACUUUAGCCACUUAAGAGGCCACUUAUCCGAAUACUACAGUGGGCACUUAGACGUGAAAACCCUUAAGUGGCACCUCGUAGUAGAAGUCGAUUUAUUCCAUAGGUUUAAAGAAUGGGAAAAUUGAUUUGCAGAGAGAUUCGCAAGGUGCUGGACGCCAACAACUGCGACUACGAGCAACGCGAACGCUACCUUCUCCUCUGUAUCCACGGCGAUCCCAAUGCCGACUCGCUCGUCCAAUGGGAAAUGGAGGUGAGAUUAAUCUUCGGAUAAAAUUGAUUUCCCCCCAGAAGUUCUAAUGGCCUUUCACAGUAAAAAUGCCUGUGAGAAAAUUGAGAAAAUUUGAAAGUUUUUGGCCAAAAUUUCAGAAUUCCGACGUCAAAUUGUAUUUUAUCCGUAAAGCGCACAUUCCCAGGUUUUUUGGCCAUUCAUGGAAAAAGCCUUUUCGCGAACGUUUUUACACUGAAUUUCAAGAUCAAAGCAAAUUCAAACAAUUUCGAAGUCAAAAAAAGCCUGCUUUAUCCGUGGAGCGCACUAUCGAAAUAUUUAUCCGUGGAGCGCACUAUCGAAUACUUUUCGUGGCUAUUUUUUCACAGAGUCUUUUUUGAACGUUCUUUUAGACUUUGAAAUCGAAGCAAAUGUUGCGGAUUUUUGACGCCAACUAAAGUGAAAUUAUCCGUAGAGCGCACUAUCAAAAACUUGCCGCGGCUAUUUUUUCACAUAACUUUUUUUGGCCUUUUUUUUCAUUUUUGGUUAUACGUCGUUUUUUGCUUAGAUUAACCGAAUUACUCAUUUUUUCAGGUCUGCAAACUCCCGCGGCUGAGCCUGAACGGCGUCCGGUUCAAACGGAUCUCCGGCACAUCGAUCGGCUUCAAAAAUAUUGCGUCGAAAAUCGCCCAAGAGCUCAAUUUGUAA